UUAUGUAUGUCAUUCUUCCUUCAAAUUCUAGCACCAUGCCCUCAUAAUCCAUCUUAAUUCAAAAUUCCUAGUAGUAUUUUUUCGAUGUUCUCUCACUCCUCUUCAUCCAUUUCCAAUGACGCUGUUAGAUCCAACGAGUCCCUUCUAAGUCGAUGUCCUCUACGCAGUGUGCAAGGACUUCCUGACAUUUUCUUCACUACGAAUGCGAUGACGCGUUCUUUACGAUACCAGAAGCAACAAAGUAGUGAACAAAUGUGUAUGGAGAUUGAUGCGGUGGACCAUAUUUGUAGGAUUUGUCACGGUGGCAAUAGUUCGGGGGAUUUACUGACGCCAUGUUGCUGUAAAGGCAGUGUGGCUUUAGCCCAUUUGAAUUGUCUAGAAAUCUGGUUGAAUGAAUCCAACAGAAACGAAUGCGAGUUGUGUCAGUACCACUUCAGGGUAAUCAGGGAACCAAAGUAUAGUAUCCUCUGGUCCAUUUACAUGUUUUUGAGACACCCCGGAGAACAUUUGCGCGAGCUAUUGGUGGAUGUAAUCACUUUAAUUGUCUACACGCCUUCAACAGUGACUUCAUCAUAUAUGUUGAUGCUGUUGUGCGAAUCCAUGGCUAAAACAAACCCUACUUUUCGCAAAAGCUUUCUUUCUCAUAUAAUGGCUUUCACGGCGAUUUUUGGUAUUGCAGCUAUCAAUUUCAUCUAUACGUCAUGGUUAGUUCUAACUGUGGAAAAGUACGUCGAUUACUGGAGGGACUGGUACAAGAAACAUUGCACCUUGAAAGUAAUCCUCUCGGCCAACAAGCUCAACCAAAAUCCGGUUCAUUCAAAUGUAUCCGCCAUCUCCUAGGGACUUUCACUUUUCAAAUGACAAUAAUGACAGUUAUUUGACUUACAUGUCAACAAUGUGCAUCCACAUUUUUUAAAUAAAAAUAAACAAAUUAGA
Messenger RNA from Zophobas morio, 936 nucleotides. RefSeq names its product E3 ubiquitin-protein ligase MARCHF3-like. Gene Ontology annotation, molecular function: zinc ion binding; ubiquitin-protein transferase activity. The transcript is spliced from 5 exons. Bases 85 to 840 code for a protein of 251 amino acids. Gene Ontology annotation, biological process: protein ubiquitination. The record is from RefSeq and is a predicted model, not a curated record. NCBI's taxonomy places the organism in Eukaryota, Metazoa, Arthropoda, Insecta, Coleoptera, Tenebrionidae.